AUGACUGAAAAAUAAGCUCAUACUCUUAUUAUAGGAUUAGUAAAACUAUUCGAGAGUGUAGAAUUAUUAUAAUGGAAUGAAUAAGCUAUUUAAUAAUUAUUUCCAUCUACAAUUGAUUAAUAAUUAGCUUAAUCAUUAACAGAUUGA
Messenger RNA from Paramecium sonneborni, 147 nucleotides. NCBI's taxonomy places the organism in Eukaryota, Ciliophora, Oligohymenophorea, Peniculida, Parameciidae. The record is from the annotation of a GenBank genome assembly.